Molecule: messenger RNA, 261 nt
Organism: Postia placenta MAD-698-R-SB12
Lineage: Eukaryota; Fungi; Basidiomycota; Agaricomycetes; Polyporales; Adustoporiaceae
Exons: 3
Coding region: 1-261 (86 amino acids)
Source: RefSeq, a predicted model, not a curated record
AUGGACUCCGUUUCGUACCCUACAUUUGAUGAUACACCCGCUUGGGGUGCAACAGACCCGGCCAGUACCGGCGAUAUCAUACAAGAUGCAAUAAAGAAGGACAAGCUUGUGAAAGAUAUAAUGUCAGCCCAAGAUAACCUACGAGCCCUGCUUGCGCGAGUGAAAAGUGUUCAGGGAGAUGUGGACAAACUUUCGUCAGAGAACGAAACCCUCCAGAUGUACAUCGAUAACUUGACCAUGCAAAUGGCGAAGCGCCGCUAG